UCGGGUACGUGAGGGAUGGAUAGCCUCUAGCAAGGACGACGAUCCAGUCCGGCCGCUUAUAAUUACACGAAGCUGAAAUUAUCUCUCUGAAGUGGACAUAGCGGGCGCGUCAUCGUCAGAAUCCAGAAGGUAGAUAUACUCGAAGAACACCAGAUACCUAAGUGCUAGGGCACGGCCGCACGGCCGCUGUGUGUGCCUGUGCAUACUUGUCGUGCGCCUACGCCACCCACUCGCCUGGAACUAGCGCUAUAUAUAUGUACAUGGGUGGAUGCUUGCAUACCACCUACCCAACCCCGAUCACAGACAGCUGAAGAGAUGGCCUUCUUCUCCAAGCAGGCCACUCUCUUGUUGGUGGCAGCUCUGCUGCUGUGCCUACUCUGCCCAAGGGGGCAGGCGGCGAGGCCCGGACCAGGAUCCAGCCAGCACAAAUCACAGGGUGCUGAAUCCGCCAUUGCCCAUGAGAAGAGCGCUGCCGCAGGAACCGGGAUGGUGAUGGCGCAGGAAGAUCCGGUGGAGGCGAUGAGAGACUGCGAGGGAGGGGAAGGAGCGGAGGAGUGCCUGAUGAGGAGGACCCUCGUCGCUCACACCGACUACAUCUACACCCAAGGGAAACACAACUAGAUUAUCCGGCGUGCUGAAGCUGCUCGUGCUUACAAAGGGACUCCAUGAACUCUGCAUGAAGCCUCAAUUUCGAUCCCCAGGGACCUAGCUUGUUAAGAUGGCAUCCUUCAUGAGCACGUCAACCUGUUCUGCGGUCCUGUCCCAUGUGAAUUACUAUACCUAUAGUCGCCUCUUUUUGCAUGAUUCCCUUGUUGCCUUCUCCUUAGGUCAUGUAUCUAGUUAUCAUGCAUAUACUGUAGGUAUGUAGCUCUGUACUCGACACGCACUGUGCACACGGAUCUGCAUGUGUGUGUGUGUGUUUUUUUCGAUCGAGCAUGUGUAUUCCAUGUGCUUCAUGUCGCUAAAAUUUCUACUUGCUACAGUACUACUUUUGUACUUUUUAUAGUGAAUAUAUUAACGGGAAUACA
Molecule: messenger RNA, 1028 nt
Organism: Lolium perenne
Lineage: Eukaryota; Viridiplantae; Streptophyta; Magnoliopsida; Poales; Poaceae
Product: phytosulfokines 2
Biological process (GO): cell population proliferation
Cellular component (GO): extracellular region
Molecular function (GO): growth factor activity
Source: RefSeq, a predicted model, not a curated record